AUGGCUCUGGUCACGGCUUUUAGAGCUAGACAAACCGCUCUUCAGAUGGAAUGGGUGGUCGAGGCCACCGUAAUAAUUCGACUAGUUGUGCAGUAUACUACUUUAUUCAACUAUAGAGAGGAACAACGUAUGCGUGCUAAAGUAUAUAAUGAAGCAGAUAUGGCUUAUAAUACAAAAUGA
Messenger RNA from Schizosaccharomyces cryophilus OY26, 180 nucleotides. RefSeq lists its product as uncharacterized. The record is from RefSeq and is a predicted model, not a curated record. The coding region runs from base 1 to 180 and encodes 59 amino acids. The transcript has a single exon. Lineage: Eukaryota; Fungi; Ascomycota; Schizosaccharomycetes; Schizosaccharomycetales; Schizosaccharomycetaceae.